AUUAGAUAUAAACAAUCAACGAAGCGAUUACGUUACAUUCCAUCUCUCUUACAUUGUUUGUUAUUAAAUUCAAGGACCACUGAGUAAUUUAUUUACAUUAUCAUUUAUAAACACUAGUAAUCAGAACUAAUAUUAAGUAAAAAAUUUAGAAAAUGAGUUUUAAACCAACAUCGUUUCACGUUUUAGAAAGGCAACUAACACAAAAUCACAUAGUGUGGACUUAUCCCACAAUAAAUGAAGAUCUAAAAGCACUUAUAGUACAAACUUGUUAUUAUCAAGGUUUUGAGGCUACUGGACUGUAUUAUUACGUGAAGGUUGAUAACCAAUGGAUUUAUAUCAAGCAAUUUAUUAGUAAAAAUGAUAAACCGGCAGCUAUUAUAGUAACUUCUCACUAUUACCAACCGAAUCUAUACGAAAUCAUAUGUGACUUACUAGUUACAAGUUAUAGUAACGAAAAGAAUUUUGUUAAUUUGGUUCAGAUAUAUUUAAAUAUAUACAUAACGAACGGCGUGUCUGUAGAAAAUAAUUUUAUAAAUUUGUCUUGUUUCCCUUGGAAAACUGAUGUUAAAGGAAUAAUAAAGCAUUUAGGAAUAGAAAUAAUUUUAGUAUAUAAUGCAUUGUUAUUGAAAAAACAAAUUUUAGUUUAUCAUCCUAACAUAGAAGAAUUACAGGAGAGUUUGGCCUCGUUAACAAGAUUAAUCUCAUUUAGAAAACCCGAAGAUUUUUUACAACCUUUUAUUAGAACAGUAACUGAAUUACGAAAGACUUCCAAAUAUUAUUUAAUAGGCACAACGAACAAAAGUUUGAUAAAUCAGAAGAAUAUUUGUGAAAUAAUCGUCGAUCUAGAGUCAAAAUUUGUUGAUUAUUCUCUUAACCCAAAAGAUUUUGAAUUGUGUUAUUUACACAAAGAAGUGGCGCAAUUUUUACUGCAAAUUUCGGAAAGUGAAGAGACUGAAAAGCGUGCCGUAGAAUCAAUAUCAAAUAAAACCAGUGAAAUAUUCCAACUUCUGAAUAAGUUAAAAAACAACGAAGGGAAAAUAGAAAUUGAGGAUAUAGGAAAUAAAAAAAAUAAUAAAAGCUUAGUUAAAUUUUUAAUUAGUUUAGCUAAAGCAGAGAACAUAUUAGUAAUAUAAAAAAGUUGAAUAUUU
This is a messenger RNA of Diorhabda sublineata, 1148 nucleotides long. Its product is annotated as DENN domain-containing protein 10-like. The coding region runs from base 153 to 1133 and encodes 326 amino acids. The record is from RefSeq and is a predicted model, not a curated record. Gene Ontology annotation, biological process: protein transport; regulation of early endosome to late endosome transport. Gene Ontology annotation, cellular component: late endosome. The transcript is spliced from 6 exons. Gene Ontology annotation, molecular function: guanyl-nucleotide exchange factor activity; small GTPase binding. NCBI's taxonomy places the organism in Eukaryota, Metazoa, Arthropoda, Insecta, Coleoptera, Chrysomelidae.